Molecule: messenger RNA, 2113 nt
Organism: Pelodiscus sinensis (Chinese soft-shelled turtle)
Lineage: Eukaryota; Metazoa; Chordata; Testudines; Trionychidae
Gene: LPAR5
Product: lysophosphatidic acid receptor 5
Biological process (GO): G protein-coupled receptor signaling pathway; behavioral response to pain
Cellular component (GO): membrane
Molecular function (GO): G protein-coupled receptor activity
Source: RefSeq, a predicted model, not a curated record
UCAGAGGCUUCCCUUGGUGCUUCCGGACCCUGCCUGAGACAACACAAGAAUGGCAGCUCCUGGGCUGACGUGUCAGAAAGUCACAGAGGGCCCGUGUUGUUGUUCCACGUCUGGCAAGAACCCAGCACUGCAUCCACAUCACCACUGCUGCUGGGAAGAGUCUGUGAAAAGGAACCAGUGGUUGAUCUCUAAGCCACCAAACCAGGAGACCCACUGAACAGCUGGUGACAGAAUCAGCACAGAGGGAGACACCCAUCCAUUUCCUGGGGGAGAUGAGGGGAGUGACAUGCCCUGUCAUCCCCUGAGGUAAUGAUCUUCCUCUGUACCCUUUGGUCUGCUCCAUUUGCCUGUCACUGGCCUGAACUACAUCCCUGAGACCCUCUCCAGGUUGCUGCCGGGCAUGUCAAAUGACAACGUCUCUCUCAGCCUGGAGCAAUGCAAAGAUUACAGCGCCAACCACCGGCUGCACCUGGUUGGCUACAGCCUGAUCUUUGUGGCAGGCUUGAUGCUCAACGCUAUGGCACUCUGGGUCUUCCUGCGCUACCUGCACCUCAAGUCUGUGGUGAGCAUCUACAUGUUCAACCUAGCCAUGAGCGACCUGCUCCUUACGCUCUCGCUUCCGCUGCGGCUUUACUACUACUCCUACCAGCACUGGCCCUUUGGCAACUUCCUUUGCCAGGUGUCCGGCUCCCUCUUUCAGAUCAACAUGUAUGGCAGCUGCCUCUUCCUCAUGUGCAUCAACCUAGACCGCUACAUUGCCAUUGUCCACCCGCUCCGCUGGCGCCACCUGCGGCGCCCCAAGCUGGCUCCUUUGCUCUGCCUGGUGGUGUGGGUGCUUAUCCUGUUGGGCUCUAUUCCGGCUGCUCUCGUCCACGGGUCAAGCUCCUGCAGGAAGGGGAACCAGACCGUCUCACUGUGCUUUGAGAGCUUCACCGAUGUCCUGUGGCAGAAGAGAAUCUUCCCACUGAUUAUCCUGGCUGAACUCCUGGGCUUCCUCUUGCCACUGAGCUCAGUGACGUACUGCUCCAUUCGGAUCUUCUGGACGCUGUGCCAGACAAGCGGGACACAGAGUCUGCGCCAGAAGAAGACCAUCCGCUUGCUUGUGGUCAAUCUGGUCAUCUUCAUCAUCUGCUUUGUGCCCUACAACACCACGUUGGCAGCCUAUGGGAUGAUAAAGGCCCAUGUGAUCCAAGCUGAGCCGCCUGUGCGGGACUCGGUGCGCCAGGUGCUUAUUGUCACAGUCCUGUUGGCCAGCAUGAACUGCUCUCUAGACCCCCUCAUUUACUACUUCAACACGGAGGGCUUCCGUAACACCUUCAAGAAGCUGCGGCGGGGACAGGCAUGGGACUCCGAGAUGGGGACAGCCAAGAUUCAGAUCCUGGAGAAAAAGCCCUACAGUGCAUGCUCCAGUCCAGCAGCAAAGCGGUACACAGGCCAAAACUUCAUUCUCCCCAAGGAGGAUUUGCCACUGGCUACCCCCAAGAUAUUUUUGAAAGACCCCAUCCAGGACUCAGAAAUAUGAUGAUGGGAAAGUCCUGGGGUUGCUGAGUUUUAGGGUGGCUACAAGAUGUCAGGAAAAUUGUGGGAGAAGUGGAAUGGUUCAAGAGGGUGGUAAGGAGAAGCCACUGGAGGAUGGCAAACUUAAUGAGGCAAAAAUAAACGAUGAAAAAUCUUUUACAACAAAAUGAGAUAUGGUGGUGAAAUGUUUCUAAAACACUGAGUACUGUGGGGAAUAUGUCCCUAGCGCACCCCCCUCCCUCCUGCGCGCACACAUGCUGCAGUUUUUAUUUUGUUCUUUACAGAGGUUCUUAUGCUGUGCUCAUCACUGUAGUAUCUGACUGCAAGAUUUUCCAAAAUGGGAUUUAGAUCCUCAGCCUCCUUCCCUCCCCCAAUUGCUACCUAGCCCUGCUGGUGCCUCAGUACCCUAGACCAGUGUUUCUCAACCAGUGGUAUGAGAACCCUCAAGGGUACUCGAGAGAAGUCGGAGGUACAUCAGCACAACUGAAAUUUGGAGAAAACUGAAUUUUUGUUUUAAAGUUUUACGGCACUAUGUACUUUUUCUGCUCAAAAAUUUCAUCACCCACCCGGCUACAAUUAAGUUGUUUAAACAAAU